Molecule: messenger RNA, 740 nt
Organism: Schistocerca gregaria
Lineage: Eukaryota; Metazoa; Arthropoda; Insecta; Orthoptera; Acrididae
Exons: 2
Coding region: 1-684 (227 amino acids)
Source: RefSeq, a predicted model, not a curated record
AUGAAGUACGAAAUUGAGGAGAGCACUGUGAAGAAGAAGAUAAAGAACCUGCGAAGUGCUUUUCAUCGAGAACAUUCCCGUGUGACCAGUACGAAAAGCGACUCAGCGACUAAUUUGGAAGACAGAAAAUGGUUCGCGUAUGAAUCGUUAAAAUUCAUUCUCGAUGUGACGGAGCCACGUGCAGCAAUGGCCAGCACAGUUGUCAUUGAUGAAGGUGAAACUGAUCACAGCAAUGCUGAUGUGGUGAAUGAACUUUGUACGCCUUCUGUGUCCUUUGUCACUUCUGUGGCAAAACCAGAGCCAAGAAUGAAGAAAAUUAAAUUGGAUCCCAUUGCUAGACAGAAAGACCCAUUACACAUAACCCACUCAUUUUCGGAGAGGUCUAGCAGCAAAUCAGAGCAAGAAAUCCCAACAAUUGUUAAAGUGUGGUGUGAAAAACUAUUAACUCUGGACCCUCAGCAGAGGAUAUUUGCUGAAAAAGCAAUUAAUGAUGUGCUUUUUGAGGCUUCCCUCGGUACGCUGCAUAGACAUUCAGUGACAAUAAACAGCAGCCCUUUGCUGAGUAGUCCUUCAGUUUCAUUACCAAGAAAAACAUUCUGUGCUUCAUGUUCCGCCUCAUUGGCAGUAGGAACUAAAGAGUCGUCUCAAGAGGCUAAGGAUACUGAAAAAGACAGUACAUCUUAAAUUUCCAAAGAUAAUCUGUAUUCAACAUUGUAAUUAGUUUUCUAUACUUUUCUGUA